GCCAAAAUGGCGAUGCCUACAACCUAGAACUGGAUUGUGCGAACCUUAUGUCCUUUUCUUUAGCUCCAUUUCUUUCACCUCAAAGCUGGCCGCCACCGCUGCCACCUGCUCAGAGUGAAAUCAUGAAGGUGGUCAACCUGAAGCAAGCCAUUUUGCAAGCCUGGAAGGAGCGCUGGAGUGACUACCAAUGGGCAAUCAACAUGAAGAAAUUAUUUCCUAAAGGAGCCACCUGGGACAUUCUCAACCUGGCAGAGGCAUUACUAGAGCAGGCCAUGAUUGGACCAUCCCCCAAUCCUCUCAUCUUGUCCUACCUGAAGUAUGCCAUUAGUUCCCAGAUGGUGUCCUACUCUUCUGUCCUCACAGCCAUCAGUAAGUUUGAUGACUUUUCUCGGGACCUGUGUGUCCAGGCAUUGCUGGACAUCAUGGACAUGUUUUGUGACCGUCUGAGCUGUCACGGCAAAGCAGAGGAAUGCAUCGGACUGUGCCGAGCCCUUCUUAGCGCCCUCCACUGGCUGCUGCGCUGCACGGCAGCCUCUGCAGAGCGGCUCCGGGAGGGCCUGGAGGCCGGCACUCCAGCCGCUGGGGAGAAGCAGCUUGCCAUGUGCCUUCAGCGCCUGGAGAAAACCCUCAGCAGCACCAAGAACCGGGCCCUGCUGCACAUCGCCAAACUAGAGGAGGCCUCAUUGCACACAUCCCAGGGACUUGGGCAGGGUGGCACCCGAGCCAAUCAACCAACAGCUUCUUGGACUGCCAUCGAGCAUUCUCUCUUGAAACUUGGAGAGAUCCUGGCCAAUCUCAGCAACCCACAGCUCCGGAGCCAGGCUGAGCAGUGCGGCACCCUCAUUAGGAGCAUCCCCACGAUGCUGUCUGUGCAUGCGGAGCAGAUGCACAAGACCGGCUUCCCCACUGUCCACGCUGUGAUCCUGCUCGAGGGCACCAUGAACCUGACAGGCGAGACGCAGUCCCUGGUGGAGCAGCUGAUGAUGGUGAAGCGCAUGCAGCAUAUCCCCACCCCACUUUUUGUCCUGGAGAUCUGGAAAGCUUGCUUCGUGGGGCUCAUUGAGUCUCCCGAGGGUACGGAGGAGCUCAAGUGGACAGCUUUCACUUUCCUCAAGAUUCCACAGGUUUUGGUGAAGUUGAAGAAGUACUCUCAUGGAGACAAGGACUUCACUGAGGAUGUCAACUGUGCUUUUGAGUUCCUGCUGAAGCUCACACCCUUGUUGGACAAAGCUGACCAGCGCUGCAACUGUGACUGUACAAACUUCCUGCUCCAAGAAUGUGGCAAGCAGGGGCUUCUGUCUGAGGCCAGCGUCAACAACCUUAUGGCUAAGCGCAAAGCGGACCGAGAGCACGCACCCCAGCAGAAAUCAGGAGAGAAUGCCAACAUCCAGCCCAACAUCCAGCUGAUCCUCCGGGCGGAGCCCACUGUCACAAACAUCCUCAAGACGAUGGAUGCAGACCACUCUAAGUCACCGGAGGGACUGCUGGGAGUCCUGGGCCACAUGCUGUCCGGGAAGAGUCUGGACUUGCUGCUGGCUGCCGCCGCCGCCACUGGAAAGCUGAAAUCCUUCGCCCGGAAAUUCAUCAAUUUGAAUGAAUUCACAACCUAUGGCAGCGAAGAAAGCACCAAACCGGCCUCCGUCCGGGCCCUGCUGUUUGACAUCUCCUUCCUCAUGCUGUGCCAUGUGGCCCAGACCUAUGGUUCAGAGGUGAUUCUGUCCGAGUCGCGCACAGGAGCUGAGGUGCCCUUCUUCGAGACCUGGAUGCAGACCUGCAUGCCUGAGGAGGGCAAGAUCCUGAACCCUGACCACCCCUGCUUCCGCCCCGACUCCACCAAAGUGGAGUCCCUGGUGGCCCUGCUCAACAACUCAUCGGAGAUGAAGCUGGUGCAGAUGAAGUGGCAUGAGGCCUGCCUCAGCAUCUCAGCCGCCAUCUUGGAAAUCCUCAAUGCCUGGGAGAAUGGGGUCCUGGCCUUCGAGUCCAUCCAGAAAAUCACUGAUAACAUCAAAGGGAAGGUAUGCAGUCUGGCGGUGUGUGCUGUGGCUUGGCUUGUGGCCCACGUCCGGAUGCUGGGGCUGGAUGAGCGUGAGAAGUCGCUGCAGAUGAUCCGCCAGCUGGCAGGGCCACUGUUUAGUGAGAACACCCUGCAGUUCUACAAUGAGAGGGUGGUGAUCAUGAACUCGAUCCUGGAGCGCAUGUGUGCCGACGUGCUACAGCAGACGGCCACGCAGAUCAAGUUUCCCUCCACUGGGGUGGACACGAUGCCCUACUGGAACCUGCUGCCCCCCAAGCGGCCCAUCAAGGAGGUGCUGACGGACAUCUUUGCCAAAGUGCUGGAGAAGGGCUGGGUGGACAGCCGCUCCAUCCACAUCUUUGACACCCUGCUGCACAUGGGCGGCGUCUACUGGUUCUGCAACAACCUGAUUAAGGAGCUGCUGAAGGAGACGCGGAAGGAGCACACGCUGCGGGCGGUGGAGCUGCUCUACUCCAUCUUCUGCCUGGACAUGCAGCAAGUGACCCUGGUCCUGCUGGGCCACAUCCUGCCUGGCCUGCUCACUGACUCCUCCAAGUGGCACAGCCUCAUGGACCCCCCAGGCACUGCUCUUGCCAAGCUGGCCGUGUGGUGUGCCCUCAGUUCCUACUCCUCCCACAAGGGACAGGCGUCCACCCGCCAGAAGAAGAGACACCGGGAAGACAUUGAGGAUUAUAUCAGCCUCUUCCCCCUGGACGAUGUGCAGCCUUCGAAGUUGAUGCGACUGCUGAGCUCCAAUGAGGACGAUGCCAACAUCCUUUCGAGCCCCACAGACCGAUCCAUGAGCAGCUCCCUCUCAGCCUCUCAGCUCCACACGGUGAACAUGCGGGACCCUCUGAACCGAGUCCUGGCCAAUCUGUUCCUGCUCAUCUCCUCCAUCCUGGGGUCUCGCACCGCUGGCCCCCACACCCAGUUCGUGCAGUGGUUCAUGGAGGAGUGUGUGGACUGCCUGGAGCAGGGCGGCCGUGGCAGUGUCCUGCAGUUCAUGCCCUUCACCACCGUGUCGGAACUGGUGAAGGUGUCAGCCAUGUCCAGCCCUAAGGUGGUUCUGGCCAUCACAGACCUCAGCCUGCCCCUGGGCCGCCAGGUGGCUGCUAAAGCCAUUGCUGCACUCUGAGGGGCUUGGCAUGGCUGCAGUGGGGGCUGGGGACUGGUGCAGCCCCAGGCGCCUCCAAGGGAAGCAGUGAGGAAAGAUGAGGCAUCGUGGCUCACAUCCGCUCCACAUGGUGCAAGAGCCUCUGGCGGCUUCCAGUUCCCCGCUCCUGACUCCUGACCUCCAGGAUGUCUCCCGGUUUCUUCUUUCGAAAUUUCCUCUCCAUCUGCUGGCACCUGAGGAGUGUGAGCAGCCUGGACCACAAACCCAGUGGUCACCCCUGUGUGCGCCCGCCCCAGCCCAGGAGUAGUCUUACCUCUGAGGAACUUUCUAGAUGCAGAGUGUGUGUGUGUAUAUACAUAUAUAUAUAUAUAUUUGGUAAUAUGUGAGGGAUAUCUCCCUUUGUUCAUGUGUAAAUAAAGCUCCUCGUGGGUCCCUUUG
Molecule: messenger RNA, 3566 nt
Organism: Pongo pygmaeus (Bornean orangutan)
Lineage: Eukaryota; Metazoa; Chordata; Mammalia; Primates; Hominidae
Gene: MED24
Product: mediator complex subunit 24
Exons: 27
Coding region: 48-3149 (1033 amino acids)
Biological process (GO): positive regulation of transcription initiation by RNA polymerase II
Cellular component (GO): mediator complex
Molecular function (GO): transcription coregulator activity
Source: RefSeq, a predicted model, not a curated record